Messenger RNA from Brenthis ino (lesser marbled fritillary), 1530 nucleotides. The record is from the annotation of a GenBank genome assembly. NCBI's taxonomy places the organism in Eukaryota, Metazoa, Arthropoda, Insecta, Lepidoptera, Nymphalidae.
AUGAGUUUUUCAAUUGAUGAAGUAAACUUUCUUGUGUACCGAUACUUACAAGAAUCUGGCUUUCAUCAUUCUGCAUAUACCUUUGGUAUUGAGUCUCAUAUAUCUCAAAGUAAUAUUAAUGGAGCACUUGUGCCACCAGCAGCAUUACUUAACAUAUUACAGAAAGGCCUACAAUACACAGAAGCCGAAAUAACUAUUGGUGAAGAUGGUUCAGAAACUCGACUUACAGAAAGUCUUAGCUUAAUUGAUGCAGUUACUCCAGAUAUAGUAGCUGCAAGACAAAAUGCUCAUAAUGCACAAAAACAAGCAAAUAAAGAACCAGGCUCUGGAGGAGAACAGAACGGUGUUGAUUCUGUUAACCCGCAGGGAACUACAUGCAAUACAGCUUCAUCAACUGGAGGUUCUGCUACUCCUAGUGCCCCAGAAAAUAUGGAUGUAGACCAAUCAAUUGAAAUCCCUGCCAGCAAAGCAACUGUUCUCAGAGGACAUGAAUCUGAAGUAUUUAUAUGUGCCUGGAAUCCCAGCACAGACCUUUUAGCCAGUGGCUCUGGAGACAGUACAGCUAGAAUAUGGGAUAUGUCUGAUAAUCCUGCCACAACACCAAAUCAACUUGUACUAAGACAUUGCAUUCAAAAAGGUGGAGCCGAAGUACCGAGUAAUAAGGAUGUCACAUCAUUAGACUGGAAUUGUGAUGGUAAUCUGUUAGCAACCGGAUCAUACGAUGGUUAUGCUCGUAUCUGGACAACAGAUGGUACUUUGGCCUCUACAUUAGGUCAGCAUAAGGGACCAAUAUUUGCUCUAAAAUGGAAUAAAAGAGGAAACUAUAUCUUAAGUGCAGGGGUGGACAAGACCACAAUUAUAUGGGAUGCAGCAUCUGGGCAAUGUACUCAGCAAUUUUCUUUUCAUGCUGCACCAGCACUUGAUGUUGAUUGGCAAACAAACAAUUCAUUUGCAUCUUGCUCAACUGACCAAUGCAUUCAUGUUUGCAAACUACAUGUUGAUAAACCAAUAAAAAGCUUUCAAGGCCACACAAAUGAAGUCAAUGCUAUUAAAUGGGAUCCCCAAGGACAGUUACUUGCUUCCUGUUCUGAUGAUAUGACACUGAAAAUAUGGUCAAUGAAACAAGAUACUUGUGUUCAUGACUUAAAAGCACAUUCAAAGGAAAUAUACACUAUAAAAUGGUCUCCAACAGGACCAGGCACUCAAAAUCCUAAUAUGAAUUUAAUUCUGGCAAGUGCAUCUUUUGAUUCAACAGUAAGAUUAUGGGAUGUAGAAAGAGGAGUUUGUAUACACACACUAACAAAACACACAGAACCUGUUUAUAGUGUUGCAUUUUCACCUGAUGGUAAAUUUUUAGCAAGUGGCUCAUUUGACAAAUGUGUGCAUAUAUGGUCAACUCAAACAGGAGGCCUUGUUCACUCGUACAAGGGUACAGGAGGCAUUUUUGAAGUGUGUUGGAAUUCUCGUGGCACUAAAGUAGGAGCAAGUGCCAGUGAUGGAAGUGUGUUUGUUCUAGAUUUACGCAAACUG